Molecule: messenger RNA, 4442 nt
Organism: Oenanthe melanoleuca
Lineage: Eukaryota; Metazoa; Chordata; Aves; Passeriformes; Muscicapidae
Gene: KLHL4
Product: kelch like family member 4
Molecular function (GO): protein binding
Source: RefSeq, a predicted model, not a curated record
GAGCACAUCUCCGAUUUUCCGGAGCUCCUGCCCCUCUCCUGCAAUUCCCUCGAGAAAUCCAUCAGCAGGUGAGCAAACAGCCGCUCCUGCAGCACGCACUCAAAGCUGCCUCUCCUUUAGGUAGGUGCUACCACACCGAGGCCAUUUGUAGGAAUUUUACACAGCCAGACAAACAAAUGCCGAGCCUGAAGGAGACGCGGGAGCUGCGGGAAAAAGCCCUCCUGGAAGCAUCCUCACUGAUUUUCGCGUGAAAAGCAGCGCUGCUAAUUAGCGGGCUGGAUGGAGAGCGCCGUGAGACAGGCGCAGAGAAAGUCCCGUCACUUUAUUUGAUGCUUGCCUGCAUCUCGGGCUCGCCGAGGAUCAUGUGAGGCUGGGUUAUAAAUGGGGAGGGCUGUGAUGUAGCGCUGCCAGUGUGUAAGCCCGGCAGCUGCCGAGGGCUCUGGGCGCUGCUUUCCUGUGCUAAGCUGAUUUACUUGUUUAAGGUCUGACCUCAUCAUCCUGCCAGCAUGGAUUGCCACCUAUGCAGCGGGCAGCAGCGAGAGCUCCAGGUGCGUUAAUCGGGAGAGAGGGGGAGAGCUGCCGCUGUCUGUUCUUUUGUUGCCUUUUCUUAAGAAGAGAAACAGAGGAGAUAACAAAGAAUCCAUUUCCUUCCUAAAAGAAUAGGCGCCUUUUUUUUUUUUUUUUUUCCGCUGAAAAAUAAAAUUAAAAAAAAAUUAAAAAAUGUCAGUGUCAGGUAAGAAAGAGUUCGAUGUGAAGCAGAUCCUGAGGCUCCGCUGGAGAUGGUUCAGCCACCCCUCGCAGGGCUCGGCCGGCUCCGGGGGCUGCCACCAGCAGGAGGGAUACGAGCACAGGGGCACCCCGGUGCAGAGCAGGCUGAAGAGCCACUCUCGGGACAGAAACGGGCUGAAGAAGAACAGCAGCCCCGUGCACCACAACAUCCUGGCCCCCGUGCCGGGACCGACCCCGCUGCACCCCCGCUCCAUCCGCAGCUGGCACCAGCAGAGCCUGAUGGAGCAGCUGCGCUCCGCCGAGGACAGCCCCAAAAACGGCGCCCAGGAAAACCCCGGCAAGGAGGAUCCCCGAAAAGCCUCGCAGGAGCUGCAGAUGAUCACAGAGCAAAAUGCAGAUGAACCUGCUGAGAGGCUGUCCAGCACCAGCAGCUCUCUGGGGAUGAGCACCAAUGGCUCUGACGAGUUUUUCCAGUCCACCAACCACGCCGAGCAAACCUUCCGCAAAAUGGAGAAUUACCUGCAGCAGAAGCAGCUCUGUGAUGUGCUCCUGAUCGCUGGGGACCAAAAGAUUCCAGCCCACAGGCUGGUUCUCAGCGCAGUUUCUGAUUACUUUGCUGCCAUGUUCACCAGCGACGUGCGGGAAGCCAAGCAGGAGGAGAUCAAGAUGGAAGGAGUGGAGCCCGAGGCUCUGAAGGCUCUGGUGCACUAUGCCUACACAGGUAUCCUGGAGUUGAAGGAAGACACUAUAGAGAGUUUGCUGUCUGCUGCAUGCCUCCUGCAGCUCUCCCAGGUCAUUGAGGUGUGCUGCAACUUCCUCAUGAAGCAGCUCCACCCUUCCAACUGCCUGGGGAUCCGCUCCUUCGGGGAUGCCCAGGGCUGCAGGGAGCUCCUCAAGGUGGCCCACACCUACACCAUGGAGCACUUCAUAGAAGUAAUAAAAAACCAGGAAUUUCUUUUGCUCCCAGCUAAUGAAAUUGCCAAGCUCUUGUCUAGUGACGACAUCAACGUGCCAGAUGAGGAGGCAAUUUUCCAGGCCCUGAUGAUGUGGGUGAGGCACGACCUCCAAAACCGACAGAGAGACCUGGGGAUGCUGCUGUCCUACAUCAGGCUGCCCCUGCUGCCCCCCCAGCUGCUGGCUGAUCUAGAAAACAGCCCAAUGUUUGCAGAUGACCUUGAGUGCCAGAAGCUGCUGAUGGAGGCCAUGAAGUACCACCUGCUGCCAGAGAGACGCUCCAUGAUGCAGAGCCCUCGGACCAAGCCCAGGAAAUCCACAGUGGGUGCCCUCUAUGCUGUGGGAGGCAUGGAUGCCACCAAAGGCACCACCAGCAUAGAGAAAUACGACCUGAGGACCAACAGCUGGGCGCAGGUCGGGACCAUGAGCGGGCGGCGGCUGCAGUUCGGGGUGGCGGUGAUCGACAGCAAGCUCUACAGUGGGGGCAGGGACGGCCUCAAAACCUCCAACAUCGUCGAGUGCUUCAACCCCGCCACCAAGGCCUGGACUGUGAUGCCCCCCAUGUCCACGCACAGGCACGGCCUGGGAGUGGCAAUGCUGGAAGGACCAAUGUAUGCAGUGGGAGGCCACGAUGGCUGGAGCUACCUGAACACGGUGGAGCGCUGGGACCCGCAGGCGCGGCAGUGGAAUUACGUGGCCAGCAUGUCCACGCCACGCAGCACCGUGGGGGUGGCCGCCCUCAACAGCAAGCUGUACGCAGUGGGAGGCAGAGAUGGGAGCUCCUGCCUGAAGUCCAUGGAGUGCUUUGACCCUCACACGAACAAGUGGAGUUUAUGUGCCCCCAUGUCCAAGAGGAGAGGAGGAGUCGGUGUGGCCACCUACAACGGGCUCCUGUACGCGGUGGGAGGGCACGAUGCCCCUGCCUCCAACCACUGCUCCCGCCUGUCCGACUGCGUGGAGAGGUACGACCCCAAAACGGAUGCCUGGACCACGGUGGCCCCGCUGAGCGUGCCCCGGGACGCGGUUGGGAUCUGCCCCCUGGGGGACCGGCUCUACGCCGUGGGGGGCUACGAUGGCCACUCCUACCUGGCCACUGUGGAGUCCUACGAUGCUCAGAACAACGAGUGGACAGAGGAAGUUCCUGUCAACAUUGGCAGGGCUGGAGCAUGUGUUGUUGUUGUGAAGUUGCCCUGAGGACUGGAAAUUAUCAUGAAACUGAACUGAAGGGGGUCUCAGAAGCCAAGAAACAUUUCCAGGACAGUACAGACUGCACACACCUCAAAGGCCUCCCUUACAGACAAUAUUUAUCCCUGAGCCAUCACACCACUACAGCACAGAAGUGUCUUCCUGCAUCCCCAAAAUCAGAAAACUUUGCAGAAGUGAAUUACUUUAUUAUGCCUAAUACAUAAAAUCCAGUGAAAUGGUUUAAAUGUUUGAAUGGUUCAGGUUUGUUACAAAAAUGUAUCUGUUAUUUAUAAAAUGCAGCAGUGGGAGAUGUGUACAAGAUUUUAAAAAACUUUUUUCCUUUCUAUGUUGUCAGGAAUGCUAAAGUUUAUAAAAAAACUUUUAUAUUUUAAGGAAAUUAAAAUGACUGUGAAACACCUCCAACAGGGAACUGCACAAAAAGAAAUAUUUGCUCUUAAAUAUUACUGUCAACAGAAUACUCUCUGCAGAAGCACUUAAUUUCUAUAUUCAGAAAUUAAACUCCUAAAUUAACUUUAAAAUCAAAUCAGAGAAGCAGACAAUUUGUUUAUUUGUCAUCCAGCACUGCUAGACUGUCACAGAACAUCCAUUUUUAGCAGUGUAUUAAACUGAAUAAUGCAAGUUAAGUUGAUGUAGGGUUAAGGCACCUUUAUGCUAUUGUGUGCCAGCAGAAAGAAAUCUUUGUCAAAACAUAAUGCAAAUAUAAUUUGCAAUCAUUUUUGGUGCAUAGAAAUGUGAUAUUUCAAUGCUGCUCUGUGUGUCAGGUUGUUCCUGGAUUUUUCUUUGCCCACUAACCAGUGGUAAGUGUUAAACUAAUCUGACUAUUCUUGGGAUAAUAACUGUGCAUUAAAAUUUUAAAACAAUCACAUAAUUACAUUCCUUGAAUAUAACUUACAAAAUGAAAUGUUUAUAUCAUAUUGAUAUGACAAUCUUUGAGCUCAGCUGAAGAUUACCAGCUUUCUCUCAUGUACAGUAGAAAAAUGGUGAGGAAUAAACCACACCCACUGUGUACCAUUAGAUACCAUUUAUGUAAAAUUUAUGUUUAUGUUCUACCUGGAAUUAGUGGAAUGAUAAGAAUCAAGAACAAACAGGAAAAGGAAAACAGCACAUAGUAUUCCACAUGCAUGAUAUUUUUCUUUUUGUGUGCCAAUUUCUACUGUUUUGCUUUAAUUUCGUUUUUUAUAAUUUCAAAUGCUGAAAGUGUAUUCUAGAAAAAAGAAUGUAUGUAAGAUACUCUAUGCUGUAAAGCACAAUAUUUGCUCAGUAUCCACCUCAGUGCUUGUUAUGUUGUUGUUCUGUCAGUAUCAGAAAAUUCAGGACAGAGGCAAAAGUCUCUGAAUGUGUAGGCCAACUUUCCUGAUAGAAUACUGUGGUUUCAGAUUUUAGCAACAUGCUAUUUUAAAACAAAUUUAUAGUAUUAAACCUAUUGAAUGCCUCUAAAGAAAAAAAAAAAUCUCAUCAGCAUAUUUAUAAAAAGAAGACAUUUUUAACUUUAAAAAUCAAUUAUGUUUAUAUAUAUAGCAUGCUACAUUCAAAUAAACUUUACUUUCUCUGCU